AUGUCGAGCUUGGCAGGAGUUGCAGCGGCUUUGGCCGCACCACCAGUGGAAAACUGGGGUCAGCUCAGUUGGAUAGAUGAUCAGCAUAAAGGGCAAAGCGAUGUGAAACAACUGAAGGAAGAAGAGGAUGAAGGUAAGAAAACGGUUCUCCAACCCGUUCUGAAACUUCUCUCACUUCCAAAGAGGCAGCAGCAGAACAGCGGUGCGCCCGCCAACGCCGCCCAAAAACCAAUCAUUCAAAUACCCGUUUCCGCUAUAUCAAGUGUGACAGCUACAACAAAAAAUGAUCUUUCCAUUUUGUUGCAACCACAGGCAUCGGUGACCGCCGUACCCGGUGCCAACGUUUCCCUGGAGCUGACGUCUGUUCGCUUCGCUAUACCAAACGUUUGUGUUGGUCACGAGCGGACGGAGGAAGCGGGUCGCGAAGUGCUUGCCGAGGCACAAGAACGGUUGCGGGAGCACCAAAGACGAGUUUUAGGAGGGAAUGGAGCAAUGGGUGCUGGACCCGGUGAUCAAGCACUGAUGGCAAUGGGUGGUGGCCGCCGUGAGGACGAAUGUGUUAUAGCGGUCUUUGAUGAUCUUACUCUCUCCUUCCCAUCUGGGCGUUUCAAACUUAUAGUAACUAACUAUACGUUACUGUUGGAGGAAAGGAAGCGUGCGGGAGGUGAUGGGGGCAUUGUUACAAUGGUGCCACUCACAGAUGUUGUCCAACUGUACCUGUGCGAUAUCCCAACAAGCAGAAACACCUCGAACAAGAGUGUAGACGCGGAAGAUGAUACCGAUUUCCCACAAUACGUUGUGGUCAUACUUCGAAAUCCCGUAAAAGUGCGCGCAACAACGUAUAACCACAUCGUUAUCACCUGUCCCGUUGGUUUUGUUCUUGAUGAGCAGCAUGCGUGGUCUUGUGAGCUGAAGACACAAGAGGAAAUCGACCGCGUCCUCUCUUCGCUACCUCACAAACAAAGUGCAGCGAAGGACGCGACGCAGCAGCAAGCGGCAAAGGGGGACACCUUCCCACCUACCAUAACGGGUCGUGUGAGUGAAUUACUUAUUCGUGUGUUGAAGACCAUUGCAGGGGUGAAGGCGCUUGGCGGCCACAACAAAGAUUAUCAGACACGUAACGGCAAUUCUGUGUUGCGCUGCCUUUAUCAAAGCAAUGAGGGGCUUUUGUAUGUGCUCCAAUCUGCACUGCUGUUCCUUCACCGUCCUGCCACACGUAUUUCGUACGGUGAUAUACAACGUAUUGAAGUUGAUGAGUCGGAACGCGGGAGUACAACGUUCCAGAUGACAGUUUACGGUAACUUGGGAAAGCGUGCAAGGGGUGGUGCAGACAAGGUCACUAUUGCUUCACUUCCUAUCACGGAGAAGGAGGCGCUGCUAACUUACUUGCAAAGCAAGGUGGAAGUGGUGCGAACUGGUGCGGCACUCGAGGACAGUGAUGGCGAUGAUGACGAUGACAGUGGCGAUGGUGAAGAUGAUGAAAGCAGCGACGAGGAGGACUCGUUUGAUGAUGAUGAUGAUGACGACGACGACGAUGAUGAUGAUGAUGAUGAUGGGGCGGACCGAAAGAAGCGGAAGCGCUCAUCGUCAAAAAGGGAUGAGUCGGGAAAGAGGAGGGAUAAGGAGCACAAACAUGGCCGUCAUAAAAAGCACAAGAAAGAUCAUUAA
Molecule: messenger RNA, 1668 nt
Organism: Trypanosoma brucei brucei TREU927
Lineage: Eukaryota; Euglenozoa; Kinetoplastea; Trypanosomatida; Trypanosomatidae
Exons: 1
Coding region: 1-1668 (555 amino acids)
Cellular component (GO): FACT complex
Molecular function (GO): nucleosome binding; histone binding
Source: RefSeq, a predicted model, not a curated record